UCUCGACGUGCUAUUGUACUUUUUAAGUAAAUGCUUUGCAUUGAAACGUGUUACUUCCUCUUUUGAGUAACCUAAUUUUGAGUGAAAGCGAUUAUUAUUUUUCUUGCUAAGUAUCAUCAAUAUAAUUCGAUACUUUCAAGUACAAGAUGAUGGCUGCUACAUUCAUUGUCUUCGUGCUACUGUUUGUCGUCUGUUCUUACGCAUCACCUCUUAGAAUGAUGAGCAUGUAUGGUUCUCCCAUACUUGUUGUACCGGUUCUUGUUCAAGAAUUAGACGAUCCUCAAACUUUGAUAAACAAGGAAUCGGUAUACGCAUUAAAUGACGGUUUUAAAGUUGCGAAUAGUAUCGCAACCCGCAAUAUUGAAAAACGCAGUGUAGAGGAAGCAAAUGAUGAUGAUCUUGAGAUUGCAGCUGGUACCAAUGUUCUUCGUCCUCUCUUCGUGUAUCGGCAACAGGUCGCGUAUCGACAACGUGCCAGGGGUGCUGUUCGAGGUAGAGGUAGGCGAAUAUAAGAAAGAAGCAAAAGCUGAUUUGGAGAUUUCAACAAUUGCAAUUUAUCUCAUUUUGGUAUUAUCUCAUUUUGGGAGGAUAAUACAUUCGAGAAAUUUGGAAACUUAUAAAGCCUCAAUGAGUCUGAAGAUUUUUAAAGUCCUUUAAAGACCUUUAAAGAAGGCUUGAAAGAAGAUCGGGCAAGAAAAAACUUUAUUUAAACAAAGAUACGCAAAGCCCAAAGGAAGAUGGAUAAAUUAUAGGGAAGCUAAGAUAGUUUCAUUUAAAAUGAUUCAAACAAAAUACAUAUAUUUUGAACAUAUAUUUUGAAAAAUAGCAAGCUGUGAUACGAACCUUUUUUAAACAAAACUGAUAUCUGUAGCUCGCCAGGGCUGUAUGAGAUAAAACUUGCUGCUCGCGGAUAUUUAUAGGUGUACCGUGAGCACACAAAAACUCAAACAGCAAAGCGGAAGACUCGCUCCAAUAUGAAAAUUUCGGGCGCAAAUAAAACUGUUUUCUUGUCGACGGAGCUUACCGCCGAGAUAAAAAAAUAUGUGAAGUAUAGAAAAACAUACAGAGAGUCAAUAACGGAAAGGAAAUUUUUGUACUGAAAAACGAGUAAAUUUUAAAACAGCAGCAAAGGGCGUUGAACUUGUUAGUAUAAUUAUGCUAAAAGAUUGUGGACAUUAUUUCAACGAGGAUUAACGGUAUAAAUUAACGGGUGUGAACUAAUCUUACUGAUUCAGAAAGGUUUUUCUUUUUACGACAAACGGAACAAUAAGAGCAAAAAAUCAAGAAAGCAUUUAGCUAUUUUAUGAUCAUACAUGAUCUCUUAUAAAAAUCCUAUAGAUUUAAGUCGGAUUAAAAUUAAAUAUACAAGAGAGUGAGCUGAUUAAAAUAAUAAACAGAAGAAUUAGAGGAAGCGGCAGUAUGUAUUACUUUAUAAUUUCUAAUGUAAUAAUUAGCGUUUUCUUUUAAUCAUAAGUCGGUUAUUACUUAAAAAUAACAUUAAUAAUUAAAAGCUAUCGACCAAAGUUGCCU
This is a messenger RNA of Trachymyrmex cornetzi, 1530 nucleotides long. RefSeq lists its product as uncharacterized. The transcript has 2 exons. Bases 147 to 512 code for a protein of 121 amino acids. Lineage: Eukaryota; Metazoa; Arthropoda; Insecta; Hymenoptera; Formicidae. The record is from RefSeq and is a predicted model, not a curated record.